AUGAACGCGGAGGAGGCUGCAGCGGCGAUUGCGUCCAACACGGAGGGGGUCUACGAUGAGGUGGAAAUCGAGGACAUGGAAUUUGAUGAGGAGAAGAAGAUCUACACUUAUCCUUGCCCCUGUGGCGACAAGUUCGUCAUCUCCGAGGAGGAGCUGAUGAAUGGAGAAGAGAUUGCGCGAUGCCCGAGCUGCUCGCUGUACAUCCGAGUAAUUUACGAAGUGGAAGAGGAAGAGGAGGAGGACAAGGACUCGAGCCUAGGCUCCGCGACGACCAUUGCCGUCAACUAA
Molecule: messenger RNA, 288 nt
Organism: Acanthamoeba castellanii str. Neff
Lineage: Eukaryota; Discosea; Longamoebia; Acanthamoebidae
Product: CSL zinc finger domain containing protein
Exons: 2
Coding region: 1-288 (95 amino acids)
Biological process (GO): protein histidyl modification to diphthamide
Molecular function (GO): metal ion binding
Source: RefSeq, a predicted model, not a curated record